Messenger RNA from Cajanus cajan (pigeon pea), 2278 nucleotides. Its product is annotated as C2 domain-containing protein / GRAM domain-containing protein. NCBI's taxonomy places the organism in Eukaryota, Viridiplantae, Streptophyta, Magnoliopsida, Fabales, Fabaceae. The record is from RefSeq and is a predicted model, not a curated record.
AGAAAAACACAAGAAGUAAUUGGGUGUCUAAACGUUUUUAGUUGAGGCAAAGAACAAGAAGAGGAGUGCGGUUGUUUCGUUUGACACUUUGCGCUCUCUUUUUCUUUCUCUUCCAACGGUCCAACUUUGACUUUUCUUCUUCUUCUUCUUCCAUGGCUUCACCGCAUUCCCUAAACCCUAGACCUGGAACCACUCAUUCUCUCUCCCUUUCGCUUUGAUCGGUUACUCUUUCCGAUUCCGUUGCGACCAACCUUCGUCGCCAUGAACGUCACCGUUGAUUCCGCGCUCUUCGCGUUUCUCUUCCCUUCCCUGUGGGAGAUCAAAGUCGCCGUCGCCGCCUCCGUCUUCGUCAUAAUCACCUAUCACUUCUUCGCGCCCCGAACCGCUCACCUCCACGCUGAUCCGUCGCUCUCCGACAAUUCCCCCGCCGCCGCCGAUCUCGCCGACGAUAAGGACAAGAUGGGCCUGCCUAAAGGGGAUUCUCAAACCAGUUCGGGGUACCUGAUCAAGUUAGAACUAUUGGCUGCUAAGAAUCUUGUUGGUGCGAACCUAAAUGGCACAUCGGAUCCUUAUGCUAUCAUCACAUGUGGCAAUGAAAAGCGAUUCAGUUCCAUGGUACCUGGUUCAAGAAAUCCAAUGUGGGGGGAGGAGUUCAAUUUUUCUGUUGAUGAACUUCCUGUCCAGAUCAAUGUCACAAUUUAUGAUUGGGAUAUAAUUUGGAAAAGUGCUGUUCUUGGUUCAGUGACUGUUCCAGUUGAAAGUGAAGGUCAAACUGGUGCAGUGUGGCAUACUUUGGAUAGCCCAUCAGGGCAGGUUUGUCUUCAUAUAAAAACAAUAAAACUAUCUGCAAGUGAUUCCAGGAUAAAUGGUUAUGGAGGAGCCAACCCUCGAAGAAGGAUUCCACCCUUGGAAAAUCAGGGCCCUACUGUAGUCCAUCAAAAGCCAGGGCCUCUUCAAACUAUAUUUAAUCUUCAUCCAGAUGAGGUUGUUGAUCAUAGUUAUUCUUGUGCACUUGAGAGGUCAUUCUUGUACCAUGGUCGUAUGUAUGUCUCAUCCUGGCACAUUUGUUUCCAUUCCAAUGUGUUUUCAAAGCAAAUGAAGGUGGUUAUUCCAUUUGAAGAUAUAGAUGAGAUUCGAAGGAGUCAACAUGCAUUUAUCAAUCCUGCUAUAACAAUUAUUCUUCGCAUGGGUGCUGGUGGACAUGGUGUACCUCCUUUGGGAAGUCCUGAUGGUAGGGUCAGAUAUAUGUUUGCAUCAUUUUGGAACAGGAAUCAUGCAGUCAGAACUCUACAGCGUGCAGCAAAGAAAUUUCAUGAAAUGUUGGAAGCUGAGAAGAAGGAAAAUGCUGAGUCAGAGCUGCGUGCACAUAGCAGUUCUGUCAGAGGUAGUAAAAUACUGGAUAAGGUUCCAGAAGAAAUCAUGUCAAAAUCUGGAAAACUUCAACCUUUUAUCAAAGAAGAGGCCUUAGUUGGUAUAUACAAUGAAGUUUUUCCCUGCACAGCUGAUCAGUUUUUUUACUUAUUAUUAAAUGAUGGUUCAAAUUUUACUAGCAAAUAUCGUUCCAUAAGAAAGGACACUAAUCUUGUGAUGGGCCAGUGGCAUACAGCAGAUGAAUAUGAUGGUCAAGUCCGAGAGAUAACCUUCAGAUCCCUUUGUAACAGCCCUAUGUGCCCUCCAGACACAGCCAUGACAGAGUGGCAACAUCAUGUUCUAUCACCAGACAAGAAAAACCUGGUGUUUGAAACUGUGCAGCAGGCACAUGAUGUUCCAUUUGGAUCCUACUUUGAGGUGCACUGUAAAUGGAGCUUGGAGACAAUUAAUGAAAGCUCAUGUACUCUGGACAUAAAAGUGGGUGCACAUUUCAAGAAAUGGUGUGUUAUGCAAUCCAAAAUAAAAUCAGGGGCAGUCAAUGAGUACAAGAAAGAAGUUGAUGUGAUGUUAGAUGUUGCUCGUUCGUAUAUAAAAUCAUCAAAUACCUCUAAAUCUAAUGACGAGAAUGAUGAAGCCUCUUCGCCCCCUGCAGCGACCCUGGAGAACUAAUAUUUUUUGGCAAUUAGGAUUUUAUUUAUCUGUGCAAUAUUGUAGCUUUCCCUUUUUUGGGUUAUUUAUUAGUGUAACACGCAUAGCAUAGCCGAAAUAUUUGUAUAUUUUGAUUGCAAUAGGAUUUUGUCUUGUGUAUCACCGUUGGUAACUUUCAGCUUGCAAUUGUAAUGUCUUGUGUAUAUUUCUUCUGGAAAUUGUGUGGAAAAUGAAAAUUGCUUCACAAUAUUGCCUUUAA